Messenger RNA from Laetiporus sulphureus 93-53, 870 nucleotides. RefSeq lists its product as uncharacterized. Bases 105 to 587 code for a protein of 160 amino acids. The transcript is spliced from 3 exons. The record is from RefSeq and is a predicted model, not a curated record. Lineage: Eukaryota; Fungi; Basidiomycota; Agaricomycetes; Polyporales; Laetiporaceae.
AGCACCUGCCACUAGUCAGAAGAUAGUUUGCAGGUACGAGAACUCGAAUGCAUCCACCAGCUUUGCCUAUGGAUCAACUUCCGUAGAUACGUAGAAAGUCACUCAUGGCUGCGUCAUUGAAUGCAGGUGGCUAUGUAUCUACUGCUGUUAUCAGCGGGAAUGAUUUCAAGGACGUAACAUCCGGUGGUGAGUCCCUGCUGCCUGGCGCUACCUUCUCAGCAGAUGUACCAUUCAUCAUCCAGCCAGCUAUUCAUUCCGCUCCGAAGCGGGAACAUGAACAGUGGUCUUCUGUGCCGGCGACCAAGGCGCGCACACUUUCCACAGGAAGCAACGUGUCCCAGAGCUUGUUGAAGACAGGGACCGUGAAUCGUAAACCACUAAGAAUAUCCCCUUCCUCAGCAUUGGUCGGAGGACCUGUCUCGCGGGAUCAUCCAUCGAUCAUGUCCUCACCUACAGCCUCCGGCUCAGAUGACUCGAAACUCAAAAUAUCCGACCACUUACGCGUCGCUACAACAGACUCUAUCACUUGCCAGUGGAGCCAUGUAGUUCCUGGAUUGCCACCCUGCACCCGUUCUUGCUCCCGCUGAACGUGUGGAUGCACAUCCGCACAGCUCAUGUGCUCGGUAAUAGCUGCAAGUGGGGCGAGUGUCAGAGAAAGGGUGACUAUUCUAAUCUCAAAAGACACGCCAAUGGUGAUCGCCUCUGCAUUAAGUGGAGAUGUCCCUUAGUCAAGUGCGACCUCUUACUCUCUAGGGUCGGUUCGCUCGUGCGACACCUCAAGACGAAGCAUUAUUGCGUCUCUGGUGACGGUGUCGAAGGUGAAGAUGACAUCGAGUCCGCUCGUAGCAGCUUACGAGAUGCAAAAGAAGC